GCUAUGUCAGAGCUGUGUGGAAGGACUAUGUUGAAGGACCAGAGCAUGUAAUCAUCUGUCUGUUCUGUGUUUUGCAGACUAUCCCACAGUUCCUUCGCCGUGUUCCAGCAGGCCCUGUUACCCAGGGGUCCAGUGCAUUGACCUGCGCCCGCCCUACGUGGGCUAUGUCUGCGGGCGCUGCCCGCCCGGUUUCCAUGGCAAUGGACGCAUCUGCACCAAGAAUCCACGAGCAGGUGUUCAUCAUCAUCAGUCCCAGGCCAAGCCCAGUCGCUCAGGCCCAGGCUACAGCAAAGCUCCCCAGCUCCACCUGCCCGCCAUGCCCUUCAGGAACUCCCAGCGCCACAUCUCCCUCUCCCAGCCCCCGGCCCGCGCCGCCCCCCCUCAGGGCGCCACUCCGCGGCCCCAGGCGCUACGCACCCCGGCCCCGUCCCCAUCCGCAGUCACGGAGAGGAGGGUGGCCCCGCGGCCCAAGCAACACACCCUAGACACGCAAACGCACACACACACCAUCACCAACCGCUUCACCACAGCUGACAGCACAGAGCCAGACCUGCUCCCAGACACAGAGGCUGGAAGCUGGAGGAAGUCGAGAGCUGGAGUUGAAGCUGGAGAUGAAGCUGGAGAUGGCACUGGGGUUUCUUCUAAGACCACCGUGUCUCAGAGUGGGGCAGUUAAAGUGACCUCCUCAAACAGGGCCCCCGAAAUCCGUCCCCAGCCGCAGCACCGGCCCCCGGCACUGCUGGUGGCCCCCGGGGGGGUGCGUGCGUGGACCCCCGCACAGCGCCCACAGACGGCCGCGCUCACGGCCCUCUCCUUCUCCUUCUCCGAGGCCGAGUACUCUGCCGAUGGCGCCCUGGGGCCCGGGGGAGGGGCGGGGGACCCCGACGCAGACGCCCAGCACGUGUUCCCCUUCACCACACCUGCCAGACGCACACACAGGCCCUCCUCCGGGUCCGCCGGGUCCACCCAGGCCCGCCACACCACCACGCGCGUCAGCGGCAUCAGCCUGAUGGGCCGCCGCGACCCCAAGUUGGAGUCGGAGCUGGAUCUUGACUUCGCACCCCUGACGUGCAAUGACAGACCCUGUUACCCUGGGGUGCAGUGCUUCCAGAGGGCUAAUGGGGGGUACCGCUGCGGCCGCUGCCCCGUCAACUACAUCGGGGAUGGAAGAUCCUGCAGAGCUGUGUGCAGGCACCCGUGCAGCAGAAACAUGGAGUGCGCCGCCCCCAACACGUGCCGCUGCAAGCCGGGAUACACAGGACCCAAUUGCCAGACAGCUAUCUGCAACCCAGCCUGCAGUAAUGGAGGCACGUGUGUUGCUCCUGGUGUGUGUGCCUGCGUCAAGGGCUACCACGGCGAGGCGUGCGAGGAUGCGCUGUGCAGCCGGCCCUGCCAGCAUGGGGGGACCUGCGUGGGCAGAGACACCUGCUCCUGCCCGUACGGCUUCGUGGGGCCCAGAUGUGAAACCAUGGUGUGUAACCGCCACUGUCAUAACGGUGGGGAGUGUGUGUCACCAGACGAGUGCCUCUGCAUGCCUGGAUGGACAGGACCCUCCUGUGAGACGGCCUUGUGUGACCCGGUGUGUCUAAACGGAGGCACCUGUCUCCGCCCCAACACCUGCAGCUGUCCCCACGGCUUCUACGGCUCCCAGUGUCAGAACGCCGUCUGCAACCCACCCUGUAAGAACGGCGGCCGCUGCAUACGCAAGAACGUCUGCACUUGUCUGGAGGGAUACACUGGAAAUAUCUGUGAGAAGAGUGUGUGUGAGCCCGGCUGCAUGAACGGCGGGAGGUGUGUCGGCCCAGAUGUGUGUGACUGCCCCUCUGGCUGGCGAGGGAGGCGCUGCGAUAAACCCAAGUGUCUGCAGAGGUGUCUGAACGGCGGCGAGUGUGCCGGGCCCAAUACCUGCCUGUGCAGCGCCGGUUGGCAGGGCACGCUGUGCCAAGUCCCUAUCUGCCAGCAGAAGUGUCUGUAUGGAAGCCGCUGCGUUAGUCCCAAUUACUGCGCCUGCAGAUAUGGCUAUGAAGGGGCUGGGUGCGCCAGGAAGCUGCCGUUUGUCCGAGGAGGCUGAAGACGUACCCACUGUGAAGAGCGCCCCCCUAGCUCCGCUGGACGCCCCGUGAACAGCACAGCACCUGGGACCUCACCUGUACAUAUCCAUAUAGCCAAAGAUGAUAAUUUAUACAUGAGGGUAUAUUAUCAAUAUGCAAUGCAUUUGUAUGAGGUUAUGUUGUCUGAUAUGAGGCCAAGCUCUAUCCAUAUGGUUCCUUUAUAUUCUCCUAGCUGGUGUUGGCGUUGGCUCUUGUGUGUUUCUGUUUGAAUGCUGUGUAGCUGGUAGCGGCAUUGCCCUUGAUUUCUGACGGGUGUCAUCAUGUUGUCACCUAAAAUGGCCAGGUUCCCCCGUUAGGUGUGUGCGUGUGUGCGUGUGUGCGUGUGUGCGUGUGUGUGUGUGUGUGUGCGUGUGUGUGAUUCACUGUGAGCAGACCCGCGGCUCAACAGUGUCAUUUUUAUAUCGAUGACAGAGAAAAGGGGGAGGAAAUAAUCCCCCCUCAACAACAACAACAACAACAACAAAAACAGCAGCCAAAAAGGCCUCCAUCUAAGUUGACACCAACAAUCCACAAAAUGCCUACUACAUUUACAUUUACAUUUACAUUUAGUCAUUUAGCAGACGCUUUUGAAAGCGACGUACAAGGGAGAGAACAGUCAAACU
Molecule: messenger RNA, 2713 nt
Organism: Clupea harengus (Atlantic herring)
Lineage: Eukaryota; Metazoa; Chordata; Actinopteri; Clupeiformes; Clupeidae
Product: von Willebrand factor D and EGF domain-containing protein
Exons: 12
Coding region: 317-2071 (584 amino acids)
Biological process (GO): anatomical structure development
Cellular component (GO): extracellular region; cell surface
Molecular function (GO): signaling receptor binding; calcium ion binding
Source: RefSeq, a predicted model, not a curated record